UUAGAAUGUGGUGUUGUUGGAGAGAGACGGAGCACGGUGUAAUAAACUAUUGGAACAGUAAAGUUUCAUCUUCCAGAAGCCUUGGCUGUCAGUCUGUUAUUUCAUUCAGCAGCUGGCAAAACAAGACAAGUUAACAAGCUACUGGACAAUUGGUUGCUCUGGUCUGCUGGCGUGGCGCAACAGAGACAACCAGCGACAGUCCUGCAGAUGAUCUCAGUGAUGGAACUGGGGCAGGCCCCAACCCUGUUUGGUUAGAAGCAAGCGAGUUCGUCUGCAGCUCCGUCUCCCCAAUGAAUGGAGCAUUUGAGGCCUACAGAAUAGUUGUGUAAAAAAGGCCCGAGUGACUUUGGCUUGUUUGGAAGCUAAACUGCAACAAAAGGCGAAAGCGGAAAUAAGAAGAGUUCGGGUUUUUGUUGCUGCUUUGCAAAACUCUUGACUCACCGAGAGGGAUGGAAACACCCCGCCCAGUUCUACGCAAAGGGGGAGAAAUGCAAGUAAUCCUUUAGCACAACUUCAGGCAGACAAGAUGGCAGAGGAGAGCCCAGUCCAGAAUCUCUGCGAUGAAACGACGUGCUCCAUCUGCCUCGAGUAUUUCAAAGAUCCAGUGAUCAUAGAUUGUGGGCAUAUUUUCUGCCAAGCCUGCAUCACCCAGUACUGGGGGAAAUCGGACAGAGAUGCUUCCUGCCCUCAGUGCCGAGAACCUUGUCAGGAAAAGAAAUUCCAGCCAAUCCGGCAACUGGCAAGUAUUGUAGAAAUAGCCAAGAAAUUAAGCCUUGAGAUGGCCAAAGGGGCAGAGGCACUGGGAAGAGUGUGCGAGAGACACCAGGAACCUCUGAAACUCUUCUGCGAAGAAGAUCAGGCCCCCAUCUGUGUGGUGUGUGACAAAUCCAAGGAGCACAGGCAGCACAAGGUGAUUCCAACGGAGGAGGCUUUUGAAGAGUACAUGGGUAAAAUUCUGAGUCAUUUGGAGCUUCUGAACAAACGGAGAGUGAAAAUGUUGUCUUCUAAACUGAGUGGGGAGACUGAAUGCCAGAAGCUGCUGGGGCAGACAGAAAUGGAGAGGCAGAAAAUUGUGGCUGACUUUAAGCAACUGCACCAAUUUUUGGAAGAACAAGAGCGCCUCCUGCUGGCUCAGCUGAAAGAUCUGGAUGAUGUGAUUAAAAACUGUAGGGACCAAUAUAUUGCCGAACUCUCUGAGGAAAUAUCCUCUGUUGGUAACCUUAUCACGGACAUGGAGGACAAGCAGAAGCAGCCAGUGAACGAAUUCUUGCAGGAUAUGAGAGACAUCCUGCAAAGGUGUAAUGAAUAUAAAGUUGUGGACUCAAUACGUUGUCCUCCAGGAUUAAAGGAGCGAAUUAUGAAACUCCAUGAAACGCAUCUUUUUUUGGAGACUGCCAUGAAGGAAUUCAAAGGUGUUGUGCUCUCUGGACCUCAAAAAAAGAAAGAUGAAGAAAUGAAUAUUCCCACACUACUCCUAUCAUAGAAUGUCAGCGCAAUAGACCAACCAAUAUAUCAAGACUCGUAUUCUAGCCGGAAUCCCUGUCAAUUGAGUUGCUGGUCCUGUGUUAAGGGAUUUGAGAGAAUAACCUCAGGGACCUAUUCCUGGAUAGUGGAUGUGGGGAAUGAAGAUUUCUGGGCUGUGGGGGUGGCCUAGGAUUCUUUAAGGGGGUACACUCUUGCCAGUUUGAGCCCUGAGACUGGGAUCUGGGCUGUGGGCAAGACUGGUGCUGGUUUUGGUUUUGGCAUGUACUGCUGGAUUGAAAUGCCCCUGACGCCAUUGCCCUGGUCCAGAUAUGCAGCCCCUGAGUUGAUGCACCAGCCCAAGAGGAUCCGUGUGUCUGUGAACUAUGAAGAAAGAUCAGUGACCUUUGAUGAUCCUGACUCCAAUUACAGCAUCUUCACCUUCACUAACGCUUCGUUCUCUGGAGAAAGAAUCUGCUCCUGGCUCAGUAUGGGGAUGAGAUGAGGUUGUCCUUUGGUGCAGACUAGAAUGUGACAUGGGGAAGACCUGUUGGAUUGUGCUGAAUCAUAUAAAGCAAGGGUGGGUGGGUGGGUGGGUAAGUUUAAAUUAUAGCACAGGUGGGCAGGAGGAAGGAAUUGAACCCUUUCCCUGCUCAGAUUUCCUCCCAUGCCCCAGUGAGGGUUGUUUAUACAGCCCCAUUAGGAGAAAAAGUCUGGCAAAAGUAUAGUUGAAGGGAUAAACUUUAUGUGUGUUGAGGAAAGGGUUCAGCACAUUGAUCCCCACCCUUUGUACAGGUAACGGCCUCAUUCUGACAUGCAGUGUCAUUGCUGUCACAUCUGCUUUGAUCCUGCAAGCUUUCCUUGCCAGAUAAUGUUAUGUUGUGUGAGGCGAAAGCCAAGAAAAUCACCAUACAGUCACAGACUUCUCUUUCCCCUUCAUACAGGUUGUCUUUAUUUGGGCAGUGAAUGGAUGUUACAUCUGAGGACAGAAUUUGAUACUGUAUUCUUAGCUAUGACUUUCUCUGCAACAGCCACAAGUUCCUGGCUCUUCUCACAGCCUCAGUAAUCUUCUGAGUUUCUCCCCUCUUGGCCCGAGCCUUUAAAAACUACUUUUGGACUACUUAGAAGAUGGUUGGCUCCAUUUUAGUAUUGUUCACCUGCUCCUGUUUGGCUAAUGGGAGGGGGAAGAGAGGGCGGAGACCCUCCACAUGGUGGUGUUCAUGCUUUUUAGAAGAAAAAUGUGUGCUUUUGAAGGUCACUUUUAUUCUGAAGAAAAGGCAGCAGUGAAGCCCCAGUCCAGAAUAUGCUGUAUUUGGGUCAUAGUCUCCUGUUGGGGUUUUAUUGAGAGAAAAUGCUCUGCUUUUUAAAAACCAUUUCUCCCCAAAGAUGUUGCUGACUGCAAACAACAGUCAUGGGAAGUCAUGGGGUGGAGGUGAGGAUUUUCAACAAGGAAUUGGCAUGAGGCCGCGAUCCAGAGUGGCUGCAUGUUGCAGAUCAGAAUCGCAUAGCUGCAUUUUAUUCACAAUAGAAAUACACAAAAUAGAAGCACAGUUAAAGAGGAAUAGUCCACAAAUACACACUGCACAAAGAGAGCCAUGAUAUGGGGGGCAUUUAAGUGCAUCCCCAUUAUUGGGACAACUGGAUUCUCUACUCAGAUAAGUUUUCUGACCUGAUUUACAUAAGUUAGUGAGAAUCUUCAUUUUUUUUCAUACUUACAAGUUCAGCUGAUGCAUAAAUCCAUUAUAGCUGGCCUUUUAUACGUUUGCAGUGGUACUACCUUACUCACUGUUGGGAGGAAUAGAAAGAUGCCCACGUUUUGAUUUUAGUCCUUUAUAUUCAUGGAAAGAGAGUGAUACUGAUUUUAAAUUCAUUGUUUCUGUGUUUCAUUGAUACUUAAUGGCAUUUCCUGAGUUCCAUCUGAGAAGGUCCUUUCUAAAGAAGGAAAAAUCUGUUAUUUAGGAGUCAUUCCUUGUGUUUUGUUACAAUUUUGUAUUAAUAAUAAAGACAUUAUAGUCAAAGAAAUAACACAAAAUUCAAACAUUAAAAAAGGUGAAUGUUUUAUCCCUGGAAAACAAAGGAAUUGUUCCGUUUGUAACACAC
Messenger RNA from Rhineura floridana, 3561 nucleotides. RefSeq names its product zinc finger protein RFP-like. The transcript is spliced from 9 exons. Gene Ontology annotation, molecular function: zinc ion binding. The record is from RefSeq and is a predicted model, not a curated record. The coding region runs from base 527 to 1483 and encodes 318 amino acids. NCBI's taxonomy places the organism in Eukaryota, Metazoa, Chordata, Lepidosauria, Squamata, Rhineuridae.